GUGCGUGAGUGUCGCAUGGCGAUGACGCACAUUGGGGGCGCGGAGUAGUGGAGUCUGUUGCGCCUGCUGGAGGCGAACAUGGCGGGCGUCGCUGAUGCCGCCGCUCCCGGCAGCAGCGGGGACGGGAGGCGAGGCGGCGCCCCGGAGCAGCUGCAGCAGGACGCGGGAAGGGGGGAGCGGAAAAGCAGCUGUUCGAGCGGCGAGUCCUGGCCGCCUGUCGGCGGCUCGGGGCAGCCGCCAGCGCCGCAGCGAACCGAAACCCUGGGCUUCUACGAGAGCGACCGGGAGCGGAAGAAGAAGAAAAGCGUCUCAGACCUUUCAUUGCUGAAGUUCAUCAGUGCUGAACUGACAAGAGGUUACUUCCUUGAACAUAACGAAGCAAAAUACACAGAACGGCGAGAGAGAGUAUACACAUGUAUGCGAAUACCAAGAGAAUUGGAAAAGUUGAUGUUUUUUGGAAUCUUUUUGUGCCUGGAUGCUUUUCUCUAUGUGUUCACCCUGCUUCCUUUGCGAGUUUUUCUGGCAUUGUUCCAGUUCAUCACUCUGCCUUGCUAUGGCUUACGUGAUAGACGUUUGCUACAACCUGCUCAGGUAUGUGACAUUUUCAAGGGAGUUAUAUUGGUCAUCUGCUACUUCAUGAUGCACUAUGUUGACUACUCUAUGAUGUAUCAUCUGAUAAGAGGACAGUCUGUCAUAAAACUCUACAUCAUCUACAACAUGCUGGAGGUGGCUGAUCGCCUGUUUUCCUCUUUUGGACAAGAUAUUUUGGAUGCCCUUUAUUGGACAGCUACUGAACCUAAGGAGAGAAAAAGAGCUCAUAUUGGUGUGAUUCCUCACUUCUUCAUGGCAGUGCUGUAUGUCUUCUUGCAUGCUAUUCUUAUAAUGGUCCAAGCAACAACACUUAAUGUAGCCUUCAACUCCCACAACAAGUCACUGCUUACCAUCAUGAUGUCUAAUAAUUUCGUUGAAAUAAAAGGAAGUGUUUUCAAGAAGUUUGAGAAGAACAAUCUUUUUCAAAUGUCAAACAGUGAUAUAAAAGAGAGAUUCACCAACUAUGUGCUGUUAUUGAUAGUAUGUCUAAGAAAUAUGGAACAGUUCUCAUGGAAUCCAGAUCACCUUUGGGUGUUGUUUCCAGAUGUUUGCAUGGUCAUUGCAUCAGAAAUUGCAGUGGAUAUUGUGAAACAUGCAUUUAUAACAAAAUUCAAUGACAUUACAGCAGAUGUCUACAGUGAGUACAGAGCCAGCCUGGCAUUUGACCUUGUUAGCAGUCGACAGAAAAAUGCAUACACAGAUUACAGCGAUUCUGUUUCCAGGAGAAUGGGUUUUAUUCCUCUUCCAUUGGCUGUUUUACUCAUCAGAGUCGUAACAAGCUCAAUAAAAGUACAAGGAGUCUUGGCUUAUGCUUGUGUUGUGCUCUUCUAUUGUGGGUUAAUUUCACUAAAAGUCCUUAACAGCAUUGUGUUGUUGGGCAAGUCAUGCCAAUAUGUAAAGGAGGCAAAAAUGGAAGAGAAGUUGUUCAGUCCUCCUCCUACUAGCACCCCAGGCAAACCACCUAGCAAACCCCAAAGCAAAUUUAAAUCUACUCAAGGUAUUUCCACAGACGAAAGUUUCUCUGCAUCAAUUACCAAUCAGCCUGUACAUCAGAAGGAAAAUACUACGUCUUCACUUGUGACAAGCAACUCUGAUCAAUUCCUGACGACUCCUGAAGGAGAAGAUAAAGAUAUAAGCCAAGACAAUUCAGAAUUAAAACACAGAUCUUCAAAGAAAGAUUUGUUGGAGAUAGACAGGUUUACUAUUUGUGGAAACAGAAUUGACUAAGUUUUCUGAAUAGAUGUGCUUAGGAUACUGAGCUAUUGGGACAGCAAAUGCUACCAGAAUGGACGGUUGCCAAAAAAGGCACUUAAAUAUUUAUUUAAAAUAUUAAAUUAUUAAUGGCAAGCAAAUAUUAAUUUUUACAAGUAGGCUUGGUAGCUGGUCAGAUCAAGUAACAGAAAUCUUUAACUUGGCUCUUUGGAAAAUAUAAUGGAUUGUGAGCCUCUUGUCUAUUUGGCAGAGCUACAGUAUCGCUGUCUUGGAAAUAGACUGAAAAAAUCAAACUCCUGUUUUGAUUUUUUGAAACCAUGCUUCCAGAACAUAUCAUUUUUCAUCAAGGUCUCUACAAUAUAAGGAUAUACCUGGGAAUAUAUGACAACUUUAAUAGGAAGCUCAUCUUUCCAGUCUCAUGUUGUUUUCAUAAACAGCUACAGAUUUCAAAACUUGUACUUAUCAACGAAUACAUAAAAAAGCACUGGUAGAUUAAAUAGUAAGUCAAGAUAAUUAUUCUUGUCACCAGAAGAGUCUUUGAAGAUGUAUCAGAAUUAAUCAGAAUAAAAUACUACAGUAUCUUAAAUGAAAGACCUACUGCAUAGUAUUUUAUCUAAAAUCUAAACCAGCAAGGGAAAUGGAUCACAAAUACAGAGAAAUACAGUGAAGGUUCCGCAUAACUGGGCAAACACAGCUUCAUUUUUCUGUUCAAUUAUAAUGUGUUCUGCAAGGCAAACUAUAUACAUUUAUAAAUGCUAUAUGAAAGGCUUUUUUUAAAAAAAGUUGAGGCUUGUUUUUUGCAAUGGGAAACAUUUUGUUACAAAGUGACACUUCUUUAUAUUGAGAAAAGGUAGUGUGAACUGCAGCCAGCAACACCAGUGUUGCAUUAAUUCCAGAUAAUUCCAAUGCAAUGGAAGAAAUAAUUACUCACUAAAUUUUUGGUUUAAACAAGUUGAUAAAAAUGGCAUCUGUAUAUUAACUUAGCUGGAAAAAUUGCCCAUAGAAUAGUUAAACAGAAAAUCAGAAGUGUCCAUUUUAAUUGAUGGAUUUUAAGCAAACUUAAGUAGAUAUGAAUAGCUUUGUUAUGAAACGCUUGGUUUUAUGAAGUAUAAUGCAUCUUAAUUUCUGGUGUGUGUGGCAAGGUUGGGGGAAUUGAUGAAAGGCAUAUUGAAUCCCUCAAGAAUGAAUUGCAUUUCAGCUCAAUAACUAGGCUAGAGAACUGAAUCAAAAGACAAUCUUUCAUCCAGUGAUAAAUCCUACAUUUGCUGUUUAAAAUAUAACAUUAACCUCUCUUUUCAAAAACCUUUCAAAAGAUUUAAGUUGAUGUCUGCUAAAUUAUUUCCCUUCGAAUUUUAUUUUGGAUUUUUGGUAUGAUACAGAUAUUUCAGUGAUGAACAAACCACAGGAUUUUUUUAUUAACUAAUUUGUAAUCUAUUAGAGUGGAAAAGCCAAAGUUUAAUAUUUGAUUUAUGAUUAUGAAAUGUGGAAGAAUACAUGCUAAUUCCUAAAAUCUGCAGAGUUGUAUUAAUAUGACAGAACAGAGAAAUGUACAUAAAUAAUGUUAUGAAACUGAUCAGAAUGUGAAGUUGUCAUGAAAAAUGGCUUUACCAUACAAGUCAACAUCAUCUGCUCUAAAGGGAGCCUCUUGCUUCCCCUUCUCCUCUCCCACCAACAGCAGCUGCAGUAGUGUCCAGAAUCAAUUGAAAUGGUUGGGGGCGAGGGGAAGAGGAGAGUCUAAAAUGCUUUUAUUGUGGGUGUAUUUUAUGCUCAUUGAGAAAUUUACACAUUUAAAAUUCAAUUCAGAUCUGUGAAUUUUUCAGUUAUGUAGCAGUUGCUAAAGGAAGCUUGGAAUGAUUUUCAUCUGUUAAAUGACAUUCUGUACCAAUUUUAUAAGUGCAUCUUGUGUGAAACUCAAUAAAAUUCAAUUUUGUAAUCUUUGCUUAAAAAAA
Molecule: messenger RNA, 3752 nt
Organism: Dermochelys coriacea (leatherback sea turtle)
Lineage: Eukaryota; Metazoa; Chordata; Testudines; Dermochelyidae
Gene: TAPT1
Product: transmembrane anterior posterior transformation 1
Exons: 14
Coding region: 79-1818 (579 amino acids)
Biological process (GO): positive regulation of cilium assembly; maintenance of protein localization in endoplasmic reticulum
Cellular component (GO): ciliary basal body; endoplasmic reticulum membrane
Source: RefSeq, a predicted model, not a curated record